GUCAACGGCUUUGCCCACUGCGAGUGCCCGUCCCCGCUGUGCUCAGAGGCCAACAUGACCAAGGUGUGUGGCUCUGACGGUGUCACCUACGGGGACCAGUGCCAGCUGAGGACCAUCGCCUGCAGGCAGGGCCAGGUCAUCACGGUGAAGCACAUGGGGCAGUGCCACGAGUCCAUCACCCAUACGAGCCACCCCUCGCCUCCCACGCCGCUGCCCACGCUGCCCUUGGACCGGCUCGUCCUUCCCCCGCCCCUGCCCCUCACCACCCAGGCUCCGCAGCCCACCGAGGUGGCCACCAGCUCCCCGCCGCUGGAAGCCAAGCCCACGGAACGGGGUCGCCCCACGACGAGGCGCGUCACGACGGCCAGGCCGGCCACCACGCCCUGGGCCACCCACGGCGGGCACAAGACCACGGUGCGGCCUCUCUCCACCGCCCCGGUGGUCCUGGCCACCCCCCAGCCUGCCUACGGGGAGUCGGGCAGUGCUGAGGGCAGCGGGGACCAGGAGAUGGGCGCCAGCGGGGACCAGGAGUCCAGCGGGGCGGGUUCUGCCG
Messenger RNA from Neopelma chrysocephalum (saffron-crested tyrant-manakin), 553 nucleotides. Its product is annotated as agrin-like. The annotation marks the transcript as partial. Lineage: Eukaryota; Metazoa; Chordata; Aves; Passeriformes; Pipridae. The transcript is spliced from 3 exons. Gene Ontology annotation, biological process: central nervous system development; multicellular organism development; cell differentiation. Gene Ontology annotation, molecular function: serine-type endopeptidase inhibitor activity; protein binding. The record is from RefSeq and is a predicted model, not a curated record.